Messenger RNA from Funneliformis caledonium, 195 nucleotides. NCBI's taxonomy places the organism in Eukaryota, Fungi, Glomeromycota, Glomeromycetes, Glomerales, Glomeraceae. The record is from the annotation of a GenBank genome assembly.
CAUCAGAUUGAUAAUAACUAUGACUCGUCUAUCCAAACGACAAAUUCAAUCCAAAAAGCAAGAGCGAAAGGUUUAUCACGGCUUACUGAUGAUUUUGGAGAUGAUAAUUGGGGAAUUAAAAUAUGUCAAAAUGCCGAUUUCGGCAUGUCGAAAAUCGCCGAAAUUGCAGAAAUUAUUAAGAUUGUACGAAAUUAA